AUGCCGCUCGUUCAACUUGAAGUCGAGAAUUUCAAGUCGUAUCGGGGCAAGCAGAUCAUCGGUCCUUUCAAUAGCUUCACAGCCAUCAGUGAGUGCGCGGGACAUAUUCGAGAGCGCUAUUGACUUCCCUACUAAAAAUGUUCUUGCCUCGUGCUGCACAGUCGGCCCCAAUGGAAGUGGCAAAUCGAACCUAAUGGACGCGGUGUCCUUCGUCCUUGGUGUAAAGUCGGCGCAGCUCAGAUCGAGCCAGCUGAAAGAUCUCAUAUACCGCGGAAGAAAGAUGGCUCGCGAAGAAGGCGAUGAAGAGGCCGAAGCUCUACGUUCUGAUGAGGAGGACGAAGGAGAAGGGACGGCUGGCAAAGCGAGCGUUAGCGCGGUGUACAGAGACAAACAAGGCGCAGAGUGGCGCUUCACACGAAAGUGAGUCUCGUCACCGAGUGUACCGGUAAAUGCGCUGCACUCAACGCUCACGCCUUUCGGUCACCCGCAUAGCAUCACAUCUUCGGGCGCAUCAGAGUACCGCGUCAACAACAAAGUGCAUUCUUGGAACAGCUACAACGAUCGACUGCGGUCCUUCAACAUUCUCGUCAAGGCGAAGAACUUCCUCGUCUUCCAAGGCGACGUCGAGGCUGUCGCGCAGCAAGGUCCAAAGGAGCUCAGCCGGCUGAUUGAUCAGAUCUCGGGGUCUUUGGAAUACAAAGAGGCUUACGAGGCCGCCAAAGCCGCACAAGAUCGCGCAAUCGAGCAGUCGACCUACUCGUUCAACAAGCGCAGGGGUAUCAAUGGGGAGCUUAAGACGUACCGAGAGCAAAAGAGUGAAGCGGAAAAGUGGGAGCGUCUGCAAAGCGAGCGUGACGCACACAUUUUGCAGCACAUACUCUGGCGACUAUACCACAUCGAAGAGGAACUAGAACAAACAUCCUCGACCAUCGAUUCGGAAAGCAGCAAGCUUCCACAGUUGAGGAAGCAGGUGCGUGACGAAGAAUCGCAUGUGGAGCAGGCGCGCAAGGAGGUCGCACAACUCGACAAAGACAUCGCGAAACAAGAAAGCUCCUUGCGCAAGCGAGAGCGCGAGCUCGAGGCUCUGCAGCCGAGCAUUGGAGCUAUCGACGAGAAGAUUGCCCACUCAAAUAGGAGACGCACAAAUGCCGAGGAAUUGUGUGUAAGCGUAGAGCGCGACGUAGAGCGCUUGACUGCACGAAUUGCCAAACUUCGUCGAGACCACGACUCCGCUAAAGACGCCGCAGACGAGGCAGCCGAGGAGCAGCGGCGAGCAGCGCAAGAGAGAGGUCAAGCGCUGAGUGGCCAAGAGCUCGCCGAGUAUCACGAGCUCAAAGCACAGGCUAACUUACGCGCUACGGCGGAGAGGCAGCAGCUUGAGACGCUUUCGCGAGACAUUCGCGCAAACAAGGCUACCGCCGAUGAGCUCGACGAAAAGCUGAAGGCGCUUCAGCGCGCCAAGGAGAAGCAGGAAGCAAUCUCCGAAAGCCAAAAGGAGCGGAAGCAGGCCCUGGAGGGACGUGCUCGUCAAGUCGAGAAAAGCUUGAAAGACGCCAGAAACGAGUUGACGCGCGUCCAAAAGCAGCGCGCUGACAUUGUCAAGCGCGAGGACGAGCUCAACAAGACGCUGGAAGACUGCGUCAACAAACUGUUGCAAGCGGGUAGCGACGCAAGGGAGACUGAAAGAGAAAUGCGCAUGAAAGAGACCUAUGCAGCUCUUGCGCGCAUGUUCCCGGGAGUUCACGGCCGCCUCGCGGAUCUCUGCAAGCCAGUGCAGCGCAAGUACGACACAGCAAUCUCCACGGUGUUAGGGCGCAACAACGAUGCUCUAAUUGUCGACAACGAAAAGACAGCAAUCGACUGCAUUGAAUACUUGCGAAGCCAGCGCGCUGGUCAAGCCACGUUCAUCCCACUCGACACCAUUCAAGUCAAGCCAAUCAACGAUCGCCUCAGAAACAUCGCAUCUGGUGCACGUCUGGCGGUAGACGUUCUGCAAUUCGAUGCCGCUGUCGAGCGCGCGAUGCAUUUUGCGUGCGGUAAUGCCGUAGUAUGCGACUCUAUGCCUAUCGCUCGCUUCGUAUGCUACGAGAAGAAGGUUGAGGUCAAAGCGGUCACGCUAGACGGAACGUUGAUCCACAAAAGCGGCAACAUCACCGGUGGUGUGACGGCUGGCGAAAGGACGCACCGAUGGGAAGAGCGAGAGGUUGACGGGCUGGGCCGUCAGCGAGAUCAAUGCCUGGCAGAACUGAAGGAGCUCGGCAAGCAGCGGUAUGAGCUGUCGCAAGACGAUGACCUGCGCUCGAGUCUGCAACGCAGCGAGGCGGAUUUGUCCACACUGCGCGAUGAGCUAACCGAAGUCAACAGCCGUCUUGACGGCGCCCGCGAUGAGCUCAAGAUCAUCAAUUCUCAAAUCAAAGACACGACCGGGCGUUUCAACAAAGCCCGCACGGCUCAACAAGACGCGGAGAAUCGCGCAACUGGUCUGAUGGAUACCGUCGAAGGAGCAGAUGAUGCAGUCUUCGGAGCCUUCUGUCAGCGAAUUGGCGUGCCCAACAUCCGGGCGUACGAAGCACGACAACUGCGCGUUCUGGAACAACAAAGCCAGGCGCGUCUGAAGUAUGAGGAGCAAAUGAAGCGACUCGAUCACCAAAUCAGAUUCGAAGAACGCCAAUUGGCCGAUGCGGAAGAGCGACUUGAGCUCAACCGCAGAGUCAUCACAAAGGAAGCUGAACGCGUACAAGCUCGACGAGCCGAGAAAGAGGAGUUGGAAGCGCAGAUCCAGGAGCUGCAGGAGAGAAUCGAGCAAGUUAACGAGCGUCUGGCGGAGUUGCGCGAGCAGCAACAGCAGCGCUUGAAGGCUCUCUCGGAAGCCAAGAAAAACGAAAUUUUGGCGAACAAAACCCUUGGCGCAAAAGUGACUGAAAUCUCGAGAUGCAAUGACGUGAUUGAAAAGCUUAGCGCAGAGCGCUCUUCCAUCUAUCGCCGAUGCCGACUUGAGGAGAUCGAUCUGCCUCUCAAGCAAGGAAGUCUGAGCUCCAUUCCGUUGGAAGACAAUCCGGAUCUUGCUCCCAUGGAUAUUGAUGAGGAUGUCACGCAGCGCGCGAUCGAAGCGGCAGAUUACGGAAUCGAAGUUGACUUCACUGAUCUCGACGACGAGGAGAAAGCAGACGGAGGUGAAGAUAUGGCAAAAGAGCUUCAAGGACGCAUCGACGAUGUGAUUGCGCAGAUCGAGCAAAUGCAACCCAACAUGAAGGCCAUCGAGCGACUAGAUGAUGCUGAGCUUAAGCUCAAGGAGACGGAGAAGGAGUUUGCGAGAUCGAGAAAUGAUGCUCAAAAGGCUCGCGACGAGUUCAAUCGCAUCAAGAAGAAACGCUGCGACCUGUUCAACGCUGCGUUUUCUCACAUUUCUGAACGCAUCGACUCGACGUACAAGGAGCUCACCAAAGGCAAGGCGUCUCCUAUGGGUGGUGUUGCGUACCUCUCGCUCGAAGACUCUGAUGAACCUUAUCUCUCGGGAGUGCGCUACCACAUCAUGCCGCCAAUGAAACGCUUCCGAGACAUGUCGGACCUGUCCGGAGGAGAGAAGACGAUUGGUGCGCUCGCACUGCUUUUCGCUAUAUCGACCUUCCGUGCGCCCCCUCUAUGGAUUCUGGACGAGGUGGACGCCGCACUCGACUCGACCAACGUCAGCAGAGUAGCCAAUUACCUUCGUUCUCACGCCUCGGAUCAGACUCAAUUCAUCGUCAUCUCCUUGAAGGCCUCCAUGUAUGAGCGAGCGAGCUCGCUUUGCGGCAUCUACCGCCAACAAGAUAUCAACAGCUCCAGAAGCUUGACCCUUGAUCUGGAUGCCUACGCCUAG
Molecule: messenger RNA, 3859 nt
Organism: Ceraceosorus bombacis
Lineage: Eukaryota; Fungi; Basidiomycota; Exobasidiomycetes; Ceraceosorales; Ceraceosoraceae
Source: the annotation of a GenBank genome assembly